CGUAAAAACUGAAUAUUUGAUUCAAUCCAUCUUUGAACUAGGGGAAUCGAGCUGAUCCCACUAUUGCACCUGCACAAAGUUUCAAUCUUUAGGUCAUCCUGCCCAAAACUCAAUUCGAAGAAUUGCUGUCAGAUAAAAUAAAGAAAAAUGAGUUCCAAUGAUUCCGAAAGCGUGGUCCAAUCGGGUAAGCUCGUGGUACACAUUGCUGAGAACGGCCAUUCGUAUGAGCUCGAAUGUGACGAAUACACUCCAGUCGAGUCCGUACAGAAGUACUUGGAAUCCCUUUCCGGAAUACCCUUCAGUGAUCAACUUCUCUUGUGCCUGGACAUGAAACUCGAGCCCCAACGCCAGCUGUCAGCCUACAAGCUCCCAGCUGAAGGCCGUGAAGUAUUCCUAUUCAAUAAAUCGAGAAUGCGCAGUAAUUCAGCUCCUCCAGCCUCCGAACAAAUCGAGAUCAUCGACAUCCCGGACCCACCAUUGCCGUCCCCAUCAAAUAACUCACACCUGUUAGAUGAUUCACCGGACCCCGCCUUGAAAGCUUUGCCCUCGUACGAGAGGCAGUUUAGAUACCAUUUUCAGUGUGGGCAUGCAGUCUACAGCCGAACUCAGGCGAAAGUCGAAGCUUGCGAGAGGCUUCUGAGGGAGCAGAGGGUUCAGGAGCGAGCCCUGGAGAUUGCGAGGGGCAAUUUGGACUUUUUCUACAAGAUUGUGCUCCAGAACUACGCGGACUUCAUGAAGUGUUACGCGCAGCAGCACCGUGGGCACACGAGCCUGCUGGUGAAUUUUGGGAGGGAUAUGGAGAGGUUGAGGUCUGUGAAGCUUCAUCCUUCUUUGCAAAACGGUAACAGAAAAUGCCUGCUCGAUUUCGUGAAGGAGGAGAAUCUGAGGAAGGCCGUGGAAGACUGUGGGAGUUCGCAUAGGCAGUUUGAGAACAAGGUUUCGGAGUUCAAGCAGGAGUUUGGAGAUUUGAAGCGGAACACUGAAGAUUUGUUUUCGGGCCGAGCUUUGUUUCUUGUCAAGGACUUGGAUGUGGCGAUGAAGGAGCACCAGCGGGUUAUUAAUGAGCAGAAGAGUAUAAUGCAAGCUUUAAGCAAAGAUGUUAACACCGUAAAGAAACUCGUGGAUGACUGUCUCUCGGGCGAGCUGUCAUCUUCCUUGCGUCCUCACGACGCCGUCUCUGCAUUGGGGCCUAUGUACGACAGCCACGAGAAAAGUUACCUUCCAAAAAUGCACGCGUGUGACCGUGCAAUCUCCAAUCUGCUCGAUCACUGCAGAAAUAAAAAGAACGAGAUGAACAUCUUCGUGCACAACUACAUGCAGAAGAUCGCAUACAUACAGUACACCAUUAAAGACGUUCGGUACAAGUUUUCUGUUUUCCAGGAGGCUCUAAAGCGCCAAAACGACCAAUUCGAGCACUUGAAAGUGGUCCGAGGCAUCGGGACCGCGUACAGAGCAUGCCUUGCGGAAAUCGUGAGGAGAAAAGCCGAGAUGAAAAUCUACAUGGGAAAAGCCGGACAGCUGGCUGAGAAACUCGCAACAGAGAGGGAAGCCGAAGUUAGGAGGCGUGAAGAGUUCUUGAAAGUGCACAGCACUUUUAUUCCUCGGGACAUUUUAGCUUCCAUGGGUUUGUACGACUCCCCCAACCCUUGCGACGUCAAUGUGACCCCCUUCGACACUAAUUUGCUCGACAUAGAUCUUUCGGACAUUGACCGUUAUGCCCCUGAGUCGGUGUUGGGGGCCUCCUCGAGGAGUGGUUCCCGUUCUGAAGCUAGUGACGCGGGUUUUAAUGACAAGUGUGAUUCUGGUUUGUUGUCACUUGAGGAGUCGGAUUUGGUGGAGAUUGCUGGGACAAGCAAGAUGGAGGUGGAGAACGCGAAACUGAAAGCUGAGCUGGCGUCUAAAAUCGCCUUGUUGUGCUCUAUGGACGCUGAGCUGGACUACGAAUCUCUCGAAGAGAGUAAGUUGGAGAAUGUGCUGAAAAAUGCGGCCGCUAAGACAUCUGAGGCCUUGCAUUUGAAAGACGAGUACGAAAAGCACCUCCAGUCGAUGCUGAAGGCGAAGCAGAUGCAAAUCGAGUCUUACGAAAAGCGGAUUCACGAGUUAGAGCAAAGGUUGUCUGAUCAGUACGGGCUGAAGCUUAAAAACGACGAGGAUGCAUCAGCUUCUGCGGGUUUGUCUGAAAAAACUGACGAUAAUAAGUCGGAAGUAUCGGGAGUUGGAGAAUUGCACGCUCCGCAUGCAAUGGAAGAGGUCUUUGGCGGAUCGAGUUCAUUGAAAGGAGUAGAUGAUAAUAUGGCAGAUUCGUCGAGUAUGCUGAAUACUCAGUUGGAUUCAUCAAUGAUAGAUUUGCAGCGGGAUAAAGGACAAACGUCUGAUAAGGAUAAGAAGGAGAGGUUAUUGGAUGAUGAAGGCAUGGGCAUGGCACUGUCUGCAAGCAAUAUGGCCGUUAGCAUGUCACAGCCAGCCGAUGCUCUAUCAUUUGAAACGGCACUUGAAUCGAGUUUGGAUGCUAAAAUAAAUGAUGGUGUUGUGAUGGAAUUGAGAAAAUCCUUAGAUGAGAAAUCUAGUCAAUUAGGCGAUGCAGAAUUGAAGAUCCAAGGAUUAAUGGAUGAGGUUUCGAAGCUUGGUAGGGAGCUGGAGAUGAGUCAGAAGCUCCUCGAUGAAUCUCAGGUAUUAUUAUUUAUGGAUUAUGAACGUUCACUCUUUGCUUCAUAUUGUGGUAUGUUGGGGAAUGCCAUGAGGGCUUUGAUGAAUUGUGCUCAUUUGGAGAACUGUCUGCACGAAGCAAGAAAGGAAGCCCAAACCAAUCUUUGUGCAGCUGAUCGAAGGGCUUCUGAGUAUAGUGCAUUGCGAAUCUCUGCUGUCAAAAUGCGUGGUCUUUUCGAAAGGUUGAGAAAUUGUGUUUUAUCAUCUGGGGUUGCAAAUUUUCCCAACUCUUUACGUGGUUUAGCUCAGUCUAUCGCCAGUGCCGCCAAUGAAAGUGAAGAUGACGGUACAGCCGAGUUUCGUGAGUGUCUUCGUGUACUUGCUGAAAAAGUUGGUGCACUAUCGAGACAGCGUGCUGAGUUGCUCGACCGGCAGUCCAAAGCUGAAGCUGCAAACGAACAGCUUAGUAAGGAAUUAGCAGAAAAGAGUGAUCUGGUCAACACUCUUUACAUGAAGCAUCAACAGGAAAAGCAGGCAAACAAGGAGAAGAUAUCUUUCGGUCGGCUAGAAGUCCACGAAAUAGCGGCUUUCAUCCUAAACUCCACCGGCUAUUACGAGGCCAUCAACCGUAACUGCCCUUACUAUUUUCUUUCGUCCGAGUCCGUAGCCCUAUUCACCGACCAUCUCCCGAGCCGCCCCACAUACAUAGUCGGCCAAGUAGUGCAUAUCGAGCGGAGGACAGUAAAAUCACUGCCUUCAUCGCCUUCCGAACGUGCUGGCGCCAACAAGGACAGGGUUGACUUUCUGAUGUCUGAUGUGGGGACCACCAACCAGUUGACUUUGACUUCAGGGUCAACACCACCACCCUCGGCAAACUCGUACGGGCUUCCAGUAGGGUGUGAAUAUUUCGUAGUUACCAUAGCUAUGUUACCUGACACCACGAUUCAUUCGUCUCCUUCCUGAUCUUGGUUGCGAAAAAAAAAAUGGCCGAAAAAGACGUGAUGGAAGAAAAAAAAAAAAGAAAAAAA
This is a messenger RNA of Striga asiatica, 3674 nucleotides long. The record is from the annotation of a GenBank genome assembly. Lineage: Eukaryota; Viridiplantae; Streptophyta; Magnoliopsida; Lamiales; Orobanchaceae.